AUGGAAGUGGCAGAGAUCCCCAUUCCUGAUGUUUCCCCUCGUGGUUCUUCCCUGGAACCGCCUGGUGAUGAUUCCGGAGGUGAUGCUGAUUGCGGCGACCAUGGCCUUGCCGCUGCCGCAGCCGAUGGGGGAGAUGAUGGGGGAGAUGAUGAUUGGGGUGAUGAUGGUGAAGGGGGUGAGUGCAUGGAAAGUGAGCAUGAGGAAGAUGAUCCGGUUGUUGAACCCGAAGAAGUCCCAAUGACAGCUCCCCCUGUGAAGACACCAGCCCCAGUGGUGGAACCCCCUGAAGAAACCCCUGUGGGAAAAGCGACCGUGGAACCCGUCAACAAGAUCCCAGCGGAGGCAUCAACGCCAGCUUUGACAUCAAGCAGCCCUGCCAACACCAGCGAGUUGAAGCAAGGACCGAACCUGAAGAAGUCAGUGCCUCUUCGCUUGGGGCAACCUCGGCCAGGAAAACCUACUGGCGAUCAUGUUAUCGAGCACACGGACAAGGGAUACCAUUGUGCGACUUGCAACCUUACCGGGUCUGACCUCAAGUGCAAACCUUGUUCGGGGAAACCGGAUAGUAGCAAGGGUCCUGGGGAGAAAGAACCCGAAGAGAAAGUUGAAGAGAAAGCCACAACCAUGGACGAAUCUGAGCUGCUGUUAGAGCAACUCUUGCAGGAAGAGUUGGAGCUUGCUCAAAUGCUUGAGGAAUCUAUGGCGUUGUCACUGACGCAGCCACAUGUGGAUGCUGUCGUGCCAGCGGACAAGGUCCAGGACCAAGAGGACCCUGAGCUUCAAAAAGCUCUUGAGAUGUCACUGCAGGACUUGCCCAAGGCAGAUUCGAAUGAGGACGAUUUGGCAGAAGCCAUCGCCCUGUCAAUGACAUGUCCAACAUCGAGUCCAGAGGAGCCAGCUGCUUCCAGCCCAGAGGCUGGAACGCAGGAUGGCGCCAUUCUUGCUGGCAAGGACCUAUACAACAUGCAGCUGAUCGUGAACAUGGGCUUCACAAAGGGUCAAGCCAUUUGGGGGGUCAAGAGGGCCAACCAAGGAAAUGGAAGUGUAGACCUUGCGCUUCAGCAUGCCUCAUGGAAGUGUGAUGCGGAAAUCCUGAUGGCAAAGCGCCAAAAGUUGGAUGAGCUGGUCUGCCAGAGCAGGCCACUUCAGCCCCAGGAGGUUGUAGGCAUGGACAACAUUGAUACUUUGCCUAUGGGGGAUACAUUGGUCGAUGCGGUCAUUGCUGCUACCCAAGAGUCAGAGAUCUUGAGAGCAAAAACCAUGACCCUAGAUGAGACCCAUGACACCGAACCUGCCCAAGCUGACAUUGCCAACCCAGCCAAGGAGGUUGAACCUGCAGAUGCUGUCGAUCCUUCAGACAAGGAUCGCCCUGAUGCGAUUUUGCAGUCCUUGCUCCCGAUCACUCCCGGGGAGCAGCGUGGGCCCAAAGGCCGGGGACGAGGCAAAGGACGUGGGCGGGGGAAAGGCCGUGGGAAAAACAAGAAGGCAGAAGGUGAGAUGGAACAUGAGGUUGAGGAACAGCAGCCAUCAGCUUCCAGCUCAUGCAAAAGAAAGAAAAGAACACCUGCGACGGACAAGACUGAAAGUACCAAAGAGACCAAGAUCACCAAGAAAGGCAAGCGAGACGCAGACACCAAAAAGGCCAAGGGAGACGCAGACACCAAAAAGGCAAAGGGAGACGCAGACAAACGCAAGAAACGUGAACCGAAAGCAAAGGCUUCCCCCAAGAAGAAAACCACGCCUGUCAAGGGGGUCCGUGCAAAGCGUGCUAGUGGCAGUAAGUCACCUGAGGAAGCAUUGAAAAAGAAGAAAUUGUUAAGCCGAAAAAGCAGUGCAUACCACACGGCCAAAAGGAAGGCCCUUCAGGAAGGGAAAACAAAGGAAGAAGCCUUGAAGUUGGCUACUGCAGUACCUUGA
Messenger RNA from Cladocopium goreaui, 1917 nucleotides. NCBI's taxonomy places the organism in Eukaryota, Dinophyceae, Suessiales, Symbiodiniaceae. The record is from the annotation of a GenBank genome assembly.